Oppiella nova is the source of this 570-nucleotide messenger RNA. The record is from the annotation of a GenBank genome assembly. Lineage: Eukaryota; Metazoa; Arthropoda; Arachnida; Sarcoptiformes; Oppiidae.
GUGGGUCGAGAGCAGUGCGCAGUCGCAGUCGCGCCAUCUUUUAGUGAUGUCCGUCGCAGUGAAGUGAAGCGAAAGUCAGUGGAAAACGACGACAACCCGUGGGAAGCGAUGGCCGACAGAGCGACGGACGACGACUCGGAGGACGACAGACAACAGCCCCGGACGACGACCGGCGCCGAUAAGUACGCCCUCCACAGAGCCGUCUUCAACAACGACCUCAAACUCAUCGCUCAUUUGUUACGCAAUUACGACAUUCAACUCAAAGACAGUCACGGCAACUCUCCGCUGCAUUUGGCGGUAAUGUUGGGCCACAAGGAGUGCAUCCAACUGCUGAUUGCGCACUCGGCGCCCGUCAAGUGCAAGAACGCGCAGGGAUGGAGUCCUUUGGCCGAAGCCAUCAGUUAUGGCGACCGACAGACGAUCGCGUCUCUACUGCGCAAACUCAAGCGCCAGUCGCGCGAGACGAUGGAGUGUCGGCGCCCUAACCUCAUCCGCGCGCUCAACACAAUGCAGAACUUCAAAAUGCAACUCAAAUGGGAUUUCCAGUCGUGGGGUAAGCCUUGCUCUUAG